GUUGUUGUGUCGCCGCCUUCCGCUACAUACAGCCUGGAGCUAAUGUGCUGCGUGAACAUUUUUAUUUUAAAGCUAUCAUCACUGAGUUAAUGUCAAUAUAUUCAUAACACCGGUACUGGAAGCACUGACAAGCAGCUAUGUCGCUGUAUGAUGACCUCGGUGUGGGAGCCAGUGACACUAAGACCGAAGGCUGGUCCAAAAACUUCAAGCUGCUUCAGUCCCAGCUGAAGGUGAAGAAAGCGGCUCUGACGCAGGCCAAGACUCAGCGAAUGAAACAGACCACCGUCUUGGCUCCUGUCAUUGAUCUGAAGAGAGGUGGCUCCAGUGACGACAGACAGAUUGCAGAUACUGCUCCACAUGCUGCUGCUGGGCUCAAGGACACAGUGCCCAGUGGUUUCUCAUCAGGGGAUGUGUUAAUUCCACUAGCAGACGAGUAUGAUCCAAUGUUCCCAAAUGACUAUGAGAAGGUAGUGAAGCGACACAGAGAAGAACGACAACGGCAGAGGGAGCAAGAGCGGCAGAAGGAGAUUGAGGAGAGAGAAAAGAAGAGGAAAGACAGACAUGACGGUGGCGCUCCAAGUGGUUUCUCUCGUUUCCCAGCAGCAGAGGGUGAAUCAGAUGAUGAGGAAGAAUAUGAGAAAGAGCGAAGGAAACGAAGUAUGGGUGGAGCAGCCAUUGCCCCUCCUUCAUCACUUGUGGACAGAGAUGGCUCUGCUUCAUUCUCAUAUGAAGAUGAGGGUCGGCCUGCCAGGGGUUCAAAGGCUGCCAUUCCUCCACCUAUUUAUGACGACUCAGACCGACCACGUUCACCACCCGGACCAACCAGCUCCUUCUUGGCAAAUAUGGGAGGUACAGUGGCCCAUAAGAUCAUGCAGAAGUAUGGUUUCAAAGAAGGUCAAGGCCUGGGGAAGCAUGAGCAGGGACUCAGCACAGCGCUGUCUGUCGAGAAAACCAGCAAGAGAGGUGGAAAGAUCAUUGUAGGAGAUGCUGCAGAAAAACCAGGGUCCAGCCAGUCAGCUGAGACUUCAGGCGGAGGUUCUGCAGCUGAUCCUUCCAAGAAGUCGGAGACAAAUCCACUUACAGAGAUCCUCAAAAACCCAACCAAGGUGGUGCUGUUGAGGAACAUGGUGGGCCGUGGAGAGGUGGAUGAAGACCUAGAAGGGGAGACAAAAGAAGAGUGCGAGAAGUACGGCAAAGUAGUUAAAUGUGUCAUAUUUGAGAUUGCAGAUGUGCCAGAUGAUGAAGCAGUCAGGAUAUUCUUGGAGUUUGAGAGGGUGGAGUCGGCUAUCAAAGCUGUGGUGGAUCUGAAUGGACGUUACUUUGGUGGGCGAGUCGUUAAGGCGUGUUUCUACAAUCUAGACAAGUUCCGGGUUUUGGACCUUGGUGAGCAGGUUUGAGGUCUCCCUGGCCAGUUGAGGAAACUUCGGCAGACACUAUGGACAUGCAUCAUCUCUUGUACAUAAACCUUUUUUUUUUUUUUUUUUUAAUAGUUCCUGAACAGCAGUGAAGUGUCUUUAUGUAGUGAUGAGCCCACAGUUUUUUCCUGUGAUAAAAGUACCUUUAUGACAAAGUAAAAUGUAUAAACUGUAUGUUGCUUUGCUUUUUCUUUACACACUUCUUGGAAAUACAUUGAAAAUACUUUUUAC
Sphaeramia orbicularis (orbiculate cardinalfish) is the source of this 1646-nucleotide messenger RNA. It is a transcript of the gene rbm17, whose product is annotated as RNA binding motif protein 17. Gene Ontology annotation, molecular function: RNA binding. The record is from RefSeq and is a predicted model, not a curated record. NCBI's taxonomy places the organism in Eukaryota, Metazoa, Chordata, Actinopteri, Kurtiformes, Apogonidae. Bases 138 to 1397 code for a protein of 419 amino acids. Gene Ontology annotation, cellular component: precatalytic spliceosome. The transcript is spliced from 13 exons. Gene Ontology annotation, biological process: mRNA cis splicing, via spliceosome; alternative mRNA splicing, via spliceosome.